Choloepus didactylus (southern two-toed sloth) is the source of this 3164-nucleotide messenger RNA. RefSeq names its product NADH:ubiquinone oxidoreductase complex assembly factor 6 (gene NDUFAF6). Bases 9 to 1010 code for a protein of 333 amino acids. Gene Ontology annotation, cellular component: mitochondrion. NCBI's taxonomy places the organism in Eukaryota, Metazoa, Chordata, Mammalia, Pilosa, Megalonychidae. Gene Ontology annotation, biological process: mitochondrial respiratory chain complex I assembly; biosynthetic process. The transcript has 9 exons. The record is from RefSeq and is a predicted model, not a curated record.
CCGGUGUCAUGGCAGCCUCCACAUCGGGCUCAUCUUGGGGGCUGCUGCGACUCGGGGUCUCCGGCCUUUGUCACUGCGGGUCGCCCCGGGGCUUGCUCGCGCGCAUGUGGCAUCUCCCGGGGCCCGCGGUGUCCGAACGGAGGGUGUCUGCGGCCAACAGGCCAGGAGUCUCGGGCACUGACCUCUACUGUCUGGAGCUGCUGCGGAAACGAGAUUAUGAAGGCUAUUUAUGCUCCCUGCUGCUACCUGCAGGAUCUAGAAGCUCGGCUUUUGCACUGAGGGCCUUCAACGUGGAACUGGCUCAGGUUAAGGACUUGGUCUCUGAGAAAGCAAUUGGACUGAUGCGAAUGCAGUUUUGGAAAAAAACUGUGGAAGAUAUAUACCGUGACAACCCACCACAUCAGCCAGUGGCCAUUGAACUAUGGAAGGCUAUCAAAAGACAUAAUCUGACUAAAAGAUGGCUUCUGAAAAUCAUUGAUGAAAGAGAAAGAAAUUUGGAUGACAGAGCAUAUCGGAAUAUCCAGGAACUGGAAACUUAUGCUGAAAACACACAGAGCUCUCUUCUUUAUUUAACAUUAGAAAUAUUGGGUAUAAAGGAUCUUCAUGCAGAUCAUGCCGCAAGUCACAUUGGAAAAGCACAAGGCAUUGUCACUUGCUUGAGAGCAACUCCCUAUCAUGGUAGCAGAAGAAAAGUGUUCCUUCCCAUGGAUAUUUGUAUGCUGCAUAGUGUUUCACAAGAGGAUUUUAUACGGAAGAACCAGGAUAAAAAUGUAAGAGAUGUAAUAUAUGACAUUGCCAGCCAGGCACACUUGCAUCUAAAGCAUGCUAGGUCCUUCCACAAAAGAGUUCCUGUGAAAGCAUUUCCUGCUUUUCUUCAGACGGUUGCUCUAGAGGACUAUUUAAGGAAAAUUCAACGAGUGGAUUUUGAUGUAUUCCACCCAACUUUACAGCAGAAGAAUACAUUGCUUCCGUUAUAUUUAUAUAUUCAAUCAUGGAGAAAACGAUAUUAAAAUAAUUUUAUGGCGCUUGAUAUUAAUUUAAUUUAUUUAGUUUUACAGAAGUACAUUGGUUAGGGUUCUUGUUUACAAAUAAGAACUGAUUCUGUUUACUUGAGAAAAUGAAUUUAUUGACUGGGUGUCCGGUAGUUCACAGAAUUGAUGAGAAGUUGCUUAGGGUGCCAAGACUGCCAAGAUUCUGCCAUUGGCACCACCAGCCCAGAUCCUGUCUCCUAUGCUGUCACUGUGAAGUCAGAGCCCAAGGAGGGAGCAUCAGGUUAGCUGUGCUUAGGCUGCAGGCCAUGCUUCUGCCACCAGAGGGCAGGGAGAGAAAAUGUCUUCCUCUUUUCCUCACCCCUGGGAAUGUGAGGGAGAGGGCUCAGAUAGCACAGGAGGUUUGCAUGCUGAGCAGCCAGAACUCUAGUGUCUAGUUUUUACAGCUGGAAAAAAUGUUACCAAGGGUGGAGGUAACAUUUGAGGCAUGUCAGUCAUUGUAUUGAGGGCUUUAUAUCCUUUAAUCUUUACCACUCUGAAAAAAUUUAUCGAUGAUGAUAAAAUAACUUAUUUAAGGUUAGGCAGCUGGCUGGUAACAGCUGGAGCCCUAAUUUGACUUUAGGUCUGGUUGGUUCCAAAACUUUUCUUCUUUCUGUUAACUCCUGUUUCACUAUCUGCCAUUCAGCAUUAUGAUCAUGAAGCAAUAAAAUAGAACAUUCAUUCAGGGCUACUUCAUUUUUAUAAACUAAUAUAUAUUGAACUUCUCAAUGAUAAACACUUUCAUAAAUAUUUGGUCUUCUCAAAAAGCCUAUGAUAUAAGGAACUUUUUUGGGAAUUAAAAUUUUAAAUUAUAAAAUGUAUACUCAUGAAGAAACAAAAUAGGUUACAUUGCUGGUAAUUGGCAGAUCUGGAAUGUGAAUGAAUCUCUGACUCCCAAGACCAGGAUUUUGCCACAGUUUCCUCUUUCUUGUCUUUUCAGUGGUCUUGUAUCCUAUCCCACUAACACCUCUGGUGUACUUAUUCACGUAUUCUCUAUCCUGUUUCUCUGAGUCUGCAGUCUCAGGUAUGAAUUAGUGUCUACUUAAAUUGGGAGUUGUUGAUAGCAUAAAAUAAUUACAUCUUUAUAAAUAAAACUCAACUAAAGCUGCUUGAGGGCAAGAAUAUAUUAUUUCAUUCAUUUUGGUAUCUCCCAACACCUUGAACAGUUUCUGAUUUAAAGCAAGUGGAAAUUAAUAAAGGUAUAAUUGAAUGAAUGUACAAUGUGGUUGUGUAUGUUAGUGUACUCUGUUAGUUGAUACUGGUGCUGAAAAAAUAUCCUCUGGUUUAAUUCUGUGGCUUUAGAGAGCCAUUUAGCUUAUCUUAAAGACAAGUACAAGGAAAUUGAAUGUGUUUCCUCUUGGGAUUCUGAAUGAUCCAGAGUCAAAGAGUUCAUUAGAGAUAGGUCUUUUUUGAGUGAACAUUCCUGUUAAAUUUGGCAGCAAUCAGCUGCUAAGCAUCUUACUUCCUCUUUAAGGUCUUAACACUGAACUGGAUUAUUGUAUUCAGAAGCCAAUUUACUAUUAAGCAGAUAACUUCAAAAUAAUUUUAAAGCUGUUUUAAAUUUGAUGCUUGAAGAUUUGGGUGAACUAAAGUUACCAGCUUCCUAGAGAUGUUAAGAUGGGGUCAUAUUCAUUGACAUUUACUGCAAUAUUAAGUUCCUCAUAUAAAAGAUACUUCUUAGGUGGUGCUAACAUUCUUUUUCAUUUUUCAAAUCUCUGUUCUUAUAUUAGAGUAUUUUUAAGGAGUCAGUUACAUUUUUCUAGCCAUUUAAGAUGUUCUGAUACUGAAUAAGUGGAGAGUGACAGAUAACAAAUAUUAAGUAUAAAUUACAGAUUAAUUGCAAUGUAAAUUAAGUUAUAUAUCAUUAGAAAAUAAGUUUUGGGUAGUUAUCAAUCAAUUGACAAUAUUUUUGGUAUUAAAUUAUUCUUGAGAAAUUAAAUUGUUUUGAGAAAUCUAAUAGUGUUUAUGGAACACUAUUUUGGACAGGUGGCUUUUUCAUGCACUGAUCUUCACAGUGAAAUAGUUCUUUAUUUUCCAAAGAUAAAACCACCUUGUGCCAGUUCGAUGUAUUAUGUCCCCCAGAAUGCCAUUAUCUUUGAUGCAGUCUUGUGUGGGCAGAUGGAUUAGUGUUGAUUA